Adineta ricciae is the source of this 297-nucleotide messenger RNA. The record is from the annotation of a GenBank genome assembly. NCBI's taxonomy places the organism in Eukaryota, Metazoa, Rotifera, Eurotatoria, Adinetida, Adinetidae.
AUGCUCAAACAACUCAUCCUCUUCUUCGUCUUUCUUAUAUUUUGUUCAACAAUGAUUCGAUGUGAUGAGAAAUCAACGUCGAUGGAUCAUCGUGAAAAACGUUUUCUUUCAACAUGUAAUCUUCCGUGUUUGACCAAUGGAAAUCGAUGUUUAAAUGGUGGAAUAUGUACAAAUCAUAAAUGUGAUUGUUCAAUUUUACCUUCAUGUUCGGGAUUACCUUGUGCAACUGUUGGAAACAAAUGUUUCUUUGGUGGUGUUUGUACAUCGUGUAAAGAAGGGAAACGAUGUCGAAAAUAA